This is a messenger RNA of Rosa rugosa (rugosa rose), 958 nucleotides long. RefSeq names its product light-harvesting complex-like protein OHP2, chloroplastic. Gene Ontology annotation, cellular component: chloroplast thylakoid membrane. Bases 194 to 751 code for a protein of 185 amino acids. The record is from RefSeq and is a predicted model, not a curated record. The transcript is spliced from 2 exons. Lineage: Eukaryota; Viridiplantae; Streptophyta; Magnoliopsida; Rosales; Rosaceae.
CAACAACAACAACAACUACAACUAUCCUCUUUUCUUCUUUAGAAACUUGGCCACACCUUAUCCACAAAAACAAUGAACUCUUCAACACCAUCAUCUUCUUCUUCGUCUUCUUCUUGUGUUUGAUGAUAGAUAACACACAUCACAGCCCAAAAACAAUCCUCCAAAACAAAACCCAAAACUCAGAUUAUACAAAAUGUCAGUGGCAUCUUCCUUCCCCUGCAUCAAAAUCUCAACUUGCUCAUCAUCCCCAUCUUGUUCAUAUUCUUCUUCUUCCCCUAGUAAUUCUCUUAUGUUGUCUUCUUCUUCAACUAAGCCCUGUUAUGUAAAGACCACCAUUAGGAGCUCCCAAACUGAAGGGCCUAUAAGAAGACCUGCUGCUCCUUCAGUUAGAGAACCCUCUCCACCUACUCUCAAACCCCCAACACCUCCCUCUAAGUCUCCUUCGCCGCCGCAGCCUCAGCCGGCCGCUCCGGUUUCCGGGCUGACGAUGGUGGAGGACAAGAAUGUGGUGACGCUCGAGUUUCAGAGGCAGAAGGCUAAGGAGAUUCAGGACUACUUCAAGCAGAAGAAGCUUGAGGAAGCCAGUCAGGGUCCUUUCUUUGGCUUUGUUGGCAAGAAUGAGAUUAGCAAUGGAAGAUGGGCGAUGUUUGGUUUUGCUGUUGGAAUGCUAACAGAGUAUGCAACUGGCUCAGACUUUGUUGAUCAAGUAAAGAUCCUUCUCUCCAAUUUUGGGAUAGUAGAUCUGGAAUGAUGCACUGGCUUGAUGUUAAGAGCCAUCAAUACUUUCUUGUUGCUGGAGCUGUUGUAGAUGUGUUCGUGUUUCACUUGCAACUUCAUUGAGUAAUUUGUUUAAAUUCCAUUUACGAGAAAUACAUAACUAUCAUAAGCUGUAUUUUUACUAUAUUGUUUACCAUGAUUUCAAGUAUAGAAGAAGUUCUUCGGCGCUCGUUUGAUAACA